UACACAUUUCUCUUCAAUUUCAAACCUCCUGUUUAAAAUGAAGUCACCAAUCUCUUUCGCUAUCUUCAUCAUCUUUCUCUUCUUUUUAGUGUCAUCAGCGCAUCCGGGCAUGCAAAGACAAUACUACCCAUGUAAAAACUUAGUGUUUUAUUUCCAUGACGUGAUUUACAAUGGCCAAAAUGCCGAUAAUGCAACUUCUGCUAUUGUAGGUGCACCCCAAUGGGGAAACCUUACAAUAUUAGCAGAUAAGUUCCAUUUUGGAAAUAUAGCGGUUUUUGAUGAUCCUAUCACAUUAGACAAUAAUUUUCAUUCAUCUCCAGUGGGUCGAGCUCAAGGGAUGUAUUUCUAUGACACAAAAAAUACUUUCACCGCAUGGCUAGGGUUUUCAUUUGUGUUUAAUAGUGCACAACAUAAAGGAACCAUAAAUUUCAUUGGUGCUGACCCAAUUAUGGUUAAAAGUAGGGAUAUAUCAGUGGUUGGUGGUACCGGAGACUUUUUCAUGCAUCGUGGGAUUGCGACUAUCAUGACUGAUUCUUUUGAAGGGGACGUGUAUUUUAGGCUUCGUGUCGAUAUUAAGUUCUAUGAAUGUUGGUAAAUCAACUCAUCGUGAGAGCAUUGUACUAGGCUAUGUGUGAUUAUCGUGUAACUCGUUUCACUUAUUUAAGUGUGAUGCAAAAUAAAACAUCUUAUUGUACUUGACACCACCGCAUAAGAAUACUAUGAUUGCCAUGCCAUCUCAAAUAUAUAAAUAUUUAUUUGUACUUGUA
This is a messenger RNA of Helianthus annuus (common sunflower), 767 nucleotides long. RefSeq names its product disease resistance response protein 206. The record is from RefSeq and is a predicted model, not a curated record. Bases 38 to 595 code for a protein of 185 amino acids. The transcript has a single exon. NCBI's taxonomy places the organism in Eukaryota, Viridiplantae, Streptophyta, Magnoliopsida, Asterales, Asteraceae.